Messenger RNA from Melospiza georgiana, 1215 nucleotides. RefSeq names its product lipase member M-like. Gene Ontology annotation, molecular function: hydrolase activity, acting on ester bonds. NCBI's taxonomy places the organism in Eukaryota, Metazoa, Chordata, Aves, Passeriformes, Passerellidae. The coding region runs from base 19 to 1215 and encodes 398 amino acids. The transcript is spliced from 10 exons. The record is from RefSeq and is a predicted model, not a curated record.
GGAGCUGCCUGGCACGAGAUGUGGCUGCUCAUGGCAGUCCUGCUCCUCCUCCAAGCACCCACCAGCUCCGAAGGCGCCACCAAGCAGAAGAAGGCUCUGAACCCCGAGGCUCUCAUGAACGUUAGCCAAAUCAUCUGCCACAGAGGGUACCCCAGUGAGGAGUAUGAAGUGCUGACUGAUGAUGGCUACUACAUCCACCUGAACAGGAUUCCUCAUGGAAGAGAAAAGCCUAAGAACAGAGGGCCCAAGCCAGUGGUGUUUCUCCAGCACGGGAUAUUUGGAGAAGGCAGCCACUGGGUGGAAAACCUGGCCAACAACAGCCUUGGCUUCAUCCUAGCAGACUCUGGCUACGACGUGUGGCUGGCAAACAGCCGAGGGACCAGCUGGUCCCGGAGACACCAGCACCUUUCAGCCGACCAGGAGGAAUUCUGGGAUUUCAGCUUCCAUGAGAUGGCAAUGCUCGACCUGCCGGCUGCCAUCGACUUUGUGCUGCAGAAAACGGGGCAGAAGCAGCUCCACUACGUUGGAUACUCCCAGGGCUGCUCAAUUGCGUUUAUUGCGUUUUCAUCCAUCCCCGAACUGGCUCAGAAAGUCAAAAUGUUUUUUGCCCUGGCUCCAGCAGUGUCACUGAAGCACAGCAGAAGUCCACUCAUGAAGAUGCAGCUCCUUGUGGACAACAAGCUCCAGAUGAUUCCGCUGCUGCUGGGCAGGACGGACGCGUCGCUGCGCAUCAGGAGGCUGUGGCGCUUCCUGCCCGAGCUCUGCAGGCACACGCUGCUGCACAGGCCCUGUGCCAACCUCCUCUUCCUCCUGGGGGGCUACAACGAGAAGAACCUCAACAUGACACGGCUGGAUGUGUACACAUCCCACUAUCCAGAUGGCACCUCUGUCAAAAACAUCGUCCACUGGGCCCAGGUGAUAAAAUCCGGAGAAUUCAAAGCCUUUGACUACGGCAGCGAGAACCGCGCUCGGUACCACCAGGACACCCCGCCCCUGUACCCCCUGGAGGAGAUGCCGGUGCCCACAGCAGUGUGGUCGGGAGGGCAGGACUGGGCAGCAGACUGGAGGGACGUGCUGCAGCUGCUGCCCCGCAUCAGCCACCUCGUCACCUACACCCACAUCCCCGACUGGAACCACUGGGACUUUGUCUGGGGCCUGGACGCCCCCGGGCGCCUCUACAGCAGCAUGCUGAGCCUGAUGGAGGCCUCCCGGUAG